Molecule: messenger RNA, 1221 nt
Organism: Bradysia coprophila
Lineage: Eukaryota; Metazoa; Arthropoda; Insecta; Diptera; Sciaridae
Product: MAPK/MAK/MRK overlapping kinase-like
Biological process (GO): protein phosphorylation
Molecular function (GO): ATP binding; protein kinase activity
Source: RefSeq, a predicted model, not a curated record
CAAGUCAAACUCAUGUUUGUAAAUAAUGUCGAAAUAGUUAAAUUUACUCUUGGUGAUGUCUCUUUCAGCAAGAUAUUCAACACUGGAAAAAAUUGGCGAAGGAAGCUUUUCCGAAGUUAAUAAAAUUCACGAUAGAUAUUCGAAGCGAUGUUAUGCGGCUAAAGUGUUAAAGGAGAAAUUUGAUAGUAUAGAAGCGGCCAUGUGUUGUAAUGAAAUAAUUGCAUUGAGAGCUCUUCAACAUCAUCCGAAUGUGGCUGGGAUAACUGAUUUCUUUUAUGAUGCACAGACUCGAAAAUUAACGAUCAUCACAGAGCUGGCCCAAAUGAACCUGUACGAAUACAUAAAGGACAGAAAACGUUGCCUGUCAGAAAUUCGAUGCAAACAUUUUCUUUAUCAGUUAGUGUCCGGUCUGCGGUAUUUACACGGUAGAGAAAUAUUUCAUCGUGAUAUUAAGCCGGAAAACUGUCUCGUUAAGAUUGAUAAACGACUGGGAGUGAAUCCGAUUCAAGCUGAAAUUCUGCAACUGACCGAUUUCGGUAUGGUCUGUAAUUUCAACGAUAAACCGCCACUGUCCUCAUACAUUUCGACACGUUGGUAUCGUGCACCCGAAGUAAUGCUAACAUAUGGUUACUAUGGUCCACCAGUCGAUAUCUGGGCACUGGGAUGCAUAUUUUACGAAAUUCUGACGCUAAAGCCAUUGUUUCCCGGCGAAAAUCAGACAGAUCAACUGAAUAAGAUCCAUAGUGCACUCGGGUCGCCGUCAAAAGAUGUGCUGAGGCGAUUGAAACAUUUGGAUUCGUCCGUCGUAUUCCAAGCCAAAAAAGGAACCGGUCUACAUUCGUUGGCAAUGCUAAGUGGUGACGGCAUGGACAUCUGGAGGAAAAUGUUAGAGUAUCGUGCCGAUCUGAGAAUUAACGCAUUUCAGAUGUUCGAACAUUCGUAUUUUGAUAGUUUGAGGUUGGACAAUAGAUCUUCAAAGUCGAAAUCGAUGAUCUUACACGAGGACAGAAUUCUUGGCAAAGCGAAGUCUAACAUCUGUUUGUCGAGAAAAUUGCAAGCAUCGGAAACGAAAAUGAAAGAACGACUUUGGGGAAUGAACUCAGGGUCUCGAACAAAAAUGAUGUUGAACAUGGCGAGAAAAUCAAGUACCUAAAUUGUGAUUGGAUUAUGAUUUCGAUUAAAGGAAAAAAUUUCAAAGUUCCCGCUGUUUUAAUCUGAAAU